Molecule: messenger RNA, 2268 nt
Organism: Debaryomyces fabryi
Lineage: Eukaryota; Fungi; Ascomycota; Pichiomycetes; Serinales; Debaryomycetaceae
Gene: MES1
Product: methionine--tRNA ligase
Exons: 1
Coding region: 1-2268 (755 amino acids)
Biological process (GO): methionyl-tRNA aminoacylation
Cellular component (GO): cytosol; aminoacyl-tRNA synthetase multienzyme complex
Molecular function (GO): ATP binding; methionine-tRNA ligase activity
Source: RefSeq, a predicted model, not a curated record
AUGUCUUCGCUUCAGUUAAUUGGUGAAAAAGGUAGCUACUUAUUGACAUUAACUAAUAAUUUGAAAUUAUCUAUAGCUACUGCUAUUUAUCAACCUAAAUUAAGUGCUUCUUUGAGUGAAAAUGACUCAUCUCUCUCAUUGACCGAUAAGAAGACAGGCUUCGAAUUAUCGGAACCAAAUGCUAUAGUAAAGUACCUUGCAAAUGAUUUCAGCAAAGAUAGUGUUAUAGAGUUCGAAGAAACUGGCCUUUAUAAAGCUUUGAAAUCGAAUAAAAAGGAUGCAGUUGUUCAGGCCAUCAAUGAGAGCUCUGUACAACUUGAAAAGGUAGAAACUUCAGCUAGCCAGAUCAUUCUUUUUGCUGCGGUAUAUGGGGCAUUAAAUGAUGGUAAGAAUGAAACUCCAAUUAGCAAGUGGUUUAAGGAAUUUAGUGAACUUCCAAAAGUAUGCGAAGGUAUUAAGCAUGCCUUGUCUAUUACAACAUUAGAAAGACAAAAGAGCGAGAAUACUGGAGUUCAAAAGGUUCAAGUCGGUCAUUUAGUGAAGAAGCAAGCAGACAGAAUUCUCCCAAAGGAAAACGAAAGAAAUAUCUUGAUUACUUCUGCAUUGCCAUACGUGAAUAAUGUUCCACAUUUGGGUAAUAUUGUUGGUUCUGUUUUAUCAGCAGAUAUUUAUGCUCGUUAUGCUAAGAAUAGAAACUAUAAUGCUUUGUUUAUUUGUGGUACAGAUGAAUAUGGUACUGCUACUGAAACUAAGGCUUUGGAAGAAAAAAUUACACCAAAGCAGUUAUGUGAUAAAUACCACAAGAUCCACAAGGAUGUUUAUGAUUGGUUUGAUAUAGGAUUUGAUUAUUUCGGAAGAACUACUACUACUCAACAAACUGAAAUUGCUCAAGAUAUCUUUAUGAAAUUAUUUAAUAAUAAAUAUUUAGAAGAGCAGACCACUGAACAAUUGUACUGUGAAGAGCAUAAUGCGUUUUUAGCCGAUAGAUUUGUUGAAGGUACUUGUCCUAAAUGUCAAUAUGAGGAUGCCAGGGGUGACCAAUGUGACAAGUGUGGUAAUUUAUUGAAUCCAUUCGAAUUGAUAAACCCUCGUUGUAAGGUUGAUAAUGCUAAACCAAUUCCUAGAAACUCCACUCAUAUUUACAUUAAAUUGAAUGAUUUGGAACCAGAACUUAAGGAAUGGGUUGAAAAAGCCUCCGAAGAGGGUGCUUGGUCGAAGAAUUCAAAGACUAUCACCAAUUCAUGGUUGAAACAAGGUUUAGAGCCAAGAUGUAUCACUAGAGAUUUAGUUUGGGGUACACCUGUUCCAUUGGAAAAAUUCAAGGAAAAGGUCUUAUAUGUUUGGUUUGAUGCCACAAUUGGUUAUGUUUCUAUCACUGCAAACUACUUCAAGGACGACAAAACAGAGGAUUGGAAGAAAUGGUGGAGAAAUCCAGAAAAUGUCGAUUUAUACCAAUUUAUGGGUAAGGAUAAUGUUCCUUUCCAUACUGUUGUUUUCCCAGCUACGCAAAUUGGUACUAGAGACAACUGGACCAAAUUGCACCACUUGAAUACAACCGAAUAUUUACAAUAUGAAAAUGGUAAAUUUUCUAAAUCGAGAGGUGUAGGUGUAUUUGGUAACAAUGCAAAGGACACUAACAUUUCUCCAUCAGUCUGGAGAUACUACUUAGCUUCUGUGAGACCUGAAACUUCAGAUUCUCACUUUUCCUGGACCGAAUUCGUUACUAAGAAUAAUUCUGAGUUAUUGGCUAACUUGGGUAACUUUGUCAAUAGAUUAGUCAAGUUUGUUAUCGCCAAAUAUAACGGUGUUAUCCCAGAAUUUGAUCCUAAGAACAUUCCAGACUAUGAUCAAUUUAAUUCCGAAAUCAAUCAAUUAUUAGCUAGUUACAUUGAAAAUAUGGAAGCCGUCAAUUUACGUCGUGGUUUAGAAAUCGCUAUGUCUAUCUCAUCUCGUGGUAACCAAUUUUUGCAAGACAACAAAUUAGACAAUAAUUUGUAUACUAAUUUACCGGACAAAUCUGAUGCUGUUAUGGGCGUUGGUUUGAAUUUGAUUUACUUGGUUAGUGCUAUCAUUAGUCCUUUCAUGCCAGAAACUACUACCCAAAUUUGCGAAGUUUUGAAUGCCCCUCCUUUAUCUAUUACCGAUAAGUUCGAAUUAGUUUUAGAACCUGGUCACUGUAUCGGUAAGGCCCAAUACUUGUUCAAGAGAAUUGAUGAAAGCAAAAUCGAUGAAUGGAGAAGCUUAUAUGGCGGUCAACAGAAGGCCUAA